This is a messenger RNA of Monodelphis domestica (gray short-tailed opossum), 2133 nucleotides long. It is a transcript of the gene RAB3IP, whose product is annotated as RAB3A interacting protein. Gene Ontology annotation, biological process: exocytosis. The record is from RefSeq and is a predicted model, not a curated record. NCBI's taxonomy places the organism in Eukaryota, Metazoa, Chordata, Mammalia, Didelphimorphia, Didelphidae. Gene Ontology annotation, molecular function: guanyl-nucleotide exchange factor activity. Gene Ontology annotation, cellular component: Golgi to plasma membrane transport vesicle.
ACCUGCGGUGCCCGGGGCGCGUGCAGGGAACUCCUCUUGGCGCCAGGGGGCGUCGAAGCCCUCUUGGCCCUCGGGACAAACAGGGCUGCCCUGCCCCUCCACUCUAAGAGGGAAAGGGAGUCAGGUGGGGGGCGGGGUAGGGCGGGGUGGGGAGUUUGGUCCCUCUUGCCGGCUCCGGUCCCCGCGGCGCAGGCGCAGUGUCCGACUCCUCCGCCGGCUUCCCCCAGCGCAGUGCGCCGAGCUGGGCCAGAAGCGGCGCGGCGUCUGCCGAGGAUAGCUGUGGCUCUUGCUUCCUUCCUUGCGCCCCGGCUGCUCGUGGCUGGUGGUGGAGGGGGGAGUCUCUCUGCGGGGGGUUUCGGUCAGGGCAGAAGAAAGCAAUUCUGGACUGGAUUUAAUAAAAGAAACCUAUUAUCUGAAGGGUCAUGGGAAUAGUCUGAUGGAACUCCAGGUGUUAUAUAAUGAGGCUUUUACUAUGGCUAAUGACCCCUUGGAAGGUUUCCAUGAAGUAAACCUAGCCUCCCCUACCUCACCAGAUCUUCUUAGCGUAUAUGAGCCAGGAACUCAGGAGCAAACUACCUCACCAAGUGUCAUCUACCGGCCAUAUCCUCUGUGUGCAACACCUGUUCAGCCUAACACUUUAGAUGUUUCUGACCUUCCUACACAACCAGUUUAUUCAUCUCCGAGACAUUUAAAUUGUGGUGAAAUAGCAGGUAUCAGCAUUCAUAUUGCUGAUUCAGUACCAACUUCCACCGCUGGAGCCACAGCUGGUUCAACUAAACUGCCAUCCAGAAAGGAUAGCAACAGUGCUGAGAGAGAAUUUUUACAGGAUGCCACAAUCACAGAGAUUUCAGAUGGCAAUGAUGACUUUUUUGGAUUGAGUACUGACAGUCUGUCUCGAUUACGGAGCCCAUCUGUUCUAGAAGUGAGGGAAAAGGGUUAUGAAAGAUUAAAAGAAGAACUUGCAAAAGCUCAGAGGGAACUGAAACUAAAAGAUGAAGAAUGUGAGAGGCUUUCGAAAGUUCGAGAUCAACUGGGACAAGAAUUGGAAGAACUUACAGCUAGUCUGUUUGAGGAAGCUCAUAAAAUGGUGAGAGAAGCUAAUGUUAAGCAGGCAACAGCUGAAAAACAAUUAAAAGAAGCACAGGGAAAGAUCGAUGUACUUCAAGCUGAAGUCGCUGCCUUAAAGACACUUGUGUUGUCCACUUCACCAACAUCCCCAAUCCAAGAGCUUCCGCCCAGUGGAAAGGCUCCUUUUAAAAAAGGACAUGCAAGAAAUAAAAGUACAAGCAGUGCUAUGAGUAGCAGUCAUCAGGACCUCAGUGUGAUGCAGCCUAUUGUAAAAGACUGCAAAGAGGCUGACUUAUCUCUAUAUAAUGAAUUCAGAUCUUGGAAGGAUGAUCCCACAAUGGACAGAACGUGUCCCUUCUUAGACAAAAUUUAUCAGGAAGAUAUAUUUCCAUGUUUAACCUUUUCCAAAAGCGAGUUGGCUUCAGCUGUUCUGGAGGCCGUGGAAAACAAUACUCUAAGCAUUGAACCAGUGGGACUGCAACCUAUUCGAUUUGUAAAAGCUUCUGCAGUUGAAUGUGGAGGACCAAAGAAGUGCGCACUCAGUGGGCAGAGCAAGCCGUGCAAGCACAGAAUUAAACUAGGAGACUCGAGCAGCUACUACUACAUCUCUCCUUUCUGCAGAUACAGGAUCACGUCCGUGUGUAACUUUUUUACGUACAUUCGCUACAUCCAGCAAGGCCUCGUGAAGCAGCAGGACGUUGAUCAGAUGUUUUGGGAAGUUAUGCAGUUGAGAAAAGAGAUGUCAUUGGCAAAACUGGGAUAUUUCAAGGAGGAACUUUAAUUCUCCACACUGAAUAUGCAUGAACUUCACUGAAUAACUAAAAUGGCUGAAUUUUUGUAUGGUCACUUGAUAUUUAUUUCCAAGGAGUGGGUCCAAGAUCUUUUAUCCUAUUUUGCAAAACACCCUAAGGAGUACUGUGAUUUGUUUCAAACUGACACACCCUUUGCUGUGUACGCUUACGUAAAACUUUAGUUGAACAAACUAAGAUACAAAGACUUGCAGGUGUAUUUGUGAUUGUAAUUUAUAGUUGCAAAAAAAAUCUAAUUAAUAAAUGUUAGAUUGAA